Messenger RNA from Rotaria sp. Silwood2, 1359 nucleotides. NCBI's taxonomy places the organism in Eukaryota, Metazoa, Rotifera, Eurotatoria, Philodinida, Philodinidae. The record is from the annotation of a GenBank genome assembly.
AUGAUUUACGAAAAAAGCCGCAUUCAAUCAAAUAUUUUUAUUUUUAGGAAAUAUGCACAAAUAAUAUGUUUUAUGUUGAUUGUUAUUAUGAAUUUAAGUGCAUGGAUUGAUUUGGAAGGUGUAUUUGUUGAAUUAACAAUAAUGAUUUCAUUUAUACCUGAAGGUUGGACAAUACCAUCAGUAGUAGGUUUAUGUCUUUGUGCCGCGAAUAUCAUGCCUGCAAUAGUCACAUUUUUACGUUGGUAUCAAGGAAAACGAUUUUCUGAGAUUCCAUAUAUUUAUAUCAUUAUUAUUAUUGGUAUUGUUUCAUGUUGUGUCUUGGCUUUUUCCUGGCAUAAAACUACUUAUUUAUUUGGUCGUGAACGAAGUUUAUGGUUGAUUGGAUCCGUUUUUCUUCUAUGCAUGCUUGAUAGUACAUCAUCUCUUGUCUUUUUUGAUUAUAUGAAACGAUUUCGGAUUCGAUAUUUGACGGCAGUAUUUUUAGGUGAAGGACUUACAGGUGUCAUUCCUACAUUAUUGUUAUUAGCACAAGGCAGUGGAGGUGAAGCGAUUUGCUUACAAAGUAGUAAUGGUACUACAUUAGAACCUACUUUUACUCAACCACGUUUUAGUGUUACUGUUUAUAUGCUUCUUAUUACAAGUAUUAUCAUUGCAUCACUUAUUGCAUUUCUUCUACUACGUUGGACAAAUAUAGUUUCAUUGGCUGAUGCUGCAGAGCUGACGAAACUCAAUGACAAUACACUUAAAACAACUAUAGAUAAUGGUGAAAAUUCUCCUAUGGUUCCUGCAGUCGAAUCAUUUAAACCAUCAAAACCUGUCAAACAUAUAGCUACUAGCUCAUUUAUUAUGCUUCUAUGCAUUAACACAUAUAACUCAUUCGUAUUAUAUGGUAUUUUGCCUUCCUUAACUACAUAUAGUUUAUUACCUUAUGGCCAAAAAGUAUUUUACUAUUUUUGUUUACUCAAUCCUCUGUCGUAUUCCCUUGCAUUAUUGAUCAGUGUAAAAUGGUCAACUUUAUCGGUUUGUAUGACUACCAUAGGAACAAUAAUUGGAUCUAUUUUCGCUGUUUUCAUUAUAAUAAUUGCUACACAAAGUCCAUGUCCAUGGUGGGCUGAUACAUUACAUGGAGCUUUGAUUAUGUUAUGUAUUUGGUUUGUAAUGACUGUGAUCAUUGCUUAUCUACGAAUUACAACAGGUAAUUUUAUUAAAGCUGAAUGGUCAGAAGAAAAAGGUAUGUUUUACUUUGGUAUAACUGUCCAGUUAGGAUUAUUUUUGGGUGCAGUUCCUAUGUAUCUAUUGGUCAAUGUUUUUAAUAUGUUCAUAGAUCGAAAACCUUGUGAAGUUUAUUGUGUAACAUGA